AUGAGUGAUCAAAAUGAGCAUCACGAAGAUCUUUAAUAGAUUUUAGCUAAAGUUAAGGAUGUGGAUGAAUCAAUAUACCAUUUGAUAAUUGAAAUGUUGAGAAAAGAAAAAAUUUCAGAUUGCAUAGAAUUUCCGUUAAAAGUUGAUUCAAAGAUGCAUAAGACUGAUUAAGUAAAUAAAAACUUUCAACUAAUUGCAGAAAUUGCCAAAAAUAUAAAAAAUCAUAAUUUUAAUAAAUAUAAUUAUAAUGAAGAAAUCUACUUUGAUGAGCAACAAAAAAUAAUAUAAUUUAUAUAAAAAAAAACAUAAGAUUCAAAAAUCAUUCCAUUUUUUAAAUUUUUAGUCCUUCUCACAGCGAUAGAUAAAACUUUAGUUUAAUGUGGGUCAAAUUCGUUAAAUUUAUUAGUGAGGAUGAAGGUGGACCUUCGAAACUAAAAUUUUGAAAACAUUAGAAUUGAAAAUUCAUCCUUAGUGGGAGCCAAUUUUGUUAAAUGCAACUUAAGUGGAUCAGAAUUUUAGAAUGUAGAAAUAAGUGGUAUGAAUUUGAAUGGAGCAGAGUUAUUUAAUUGUAAAUGGAACAAUUUGAAAAUACAUAAAUUGAAUAAACUAGACGGCCAUACUUGGUCAGUUCUCUCGGUAUGUUUCUCUCCUGAUGGAACUAUGUUAGCUUCUGGAAGUCGGAAUUAGCCUAUUUGCUUAUGGGAUUUUAGGACAGGAUAAUAAAAGGCCUAGAUGUAUGGUCAUAGUAAGUAUGCCUACUCGGUCUUAAUGAAGUCUACUCGGUAUCAUUCUCUAAUGAUGGAACUCUGUUAGCAUCUGGCAGUAAGGAUAAAUCUAUCCUUUUAUGGGAUGUCAAGACAGGUGAAUAAAAGGCCAAAUUUGUUGGUCACGCUUGGUCAGUCUACUCAGUAUACUUUUCUCCUGAUGGAUAUACAUUAGCAUCUGGUGGACAUAACUCUAUCCGUAUAUGGGAUCUGAAGACAGGAUAAAAAUAGAAUGAAGUAGAUGGUCACAGCCUGCUUGUCUCGUCAGUUUGCUUCUCUUCUGAUGGUGUAACAUUAGCAUCUGAUAGUGAUGAUAACUCUAUACGUUUAUGGGAUGUAAAGACAGGAAAAUAAAAAGCCAAGUUAGAUGGUCAUGUCAAUGGAGUACGUUCAGUUAAAUUUUCUCCUGAUAGUAAUGUAUUAGCCUCUGGGAGUUUGGAUAACUCUAUCAGGUUAUGGGAUGUUAAGACAAGAAAAGAAAAGGCUCAAUAACACGGACAUUCAAGUGGAAUCUUAUCAGUUUGUUUUUCUCCUGAUGGUACUACAUUAGCAUCUGGAAGUUAAGAUUGCUCUAUCCGUUUGUGGAAUGUUAAGACAGGAAAAUAACAAGCCCAACUAGAUGGCCAUAAUAAUUGGAUUCUAUCAGUAUGCUUUUCUCCUGAUGGAACUACAUUAGCAUUUGGCAGUAGUGAUAAUUCUAUCAGCUUAUGGGAUGUUAAGGAUGUUCUCAAUCAGUAUUAAUCCCCGCUAUAGUAAAACCGAUCUUUAGAUUUUGAAGAGGAUUGUGGUAGUAUUUAUACAAAUUUAGUAAAUUCUUACAUAACUAUACUACUUAUAUCACAAUAGCCUAAGGAACAAAAAUACAUAAUGGAGAGUUUUUAAAUUAUUAAGGGCUAGAUUUACUUUAGUUAUUUUAAUCUAAAGGAUUUUGCAUUUUUCAAAGCUAACCAGAAUUAAAACAGAAAUGAUAUUUAUUUAAUAAUGAACUAAUGUCGUAAAUCAUUUAUCUUUUCAUUAUUCUUCUUAUAUUAAAUUUAAAAAUUCUGA
Molecule: messenger RNA, 1811 nt
Organism: Paramecium pentaurelia
Lineage: Eukaryota; Ciliophora; Oligohymenophorea; Peniculida; Parameciidae
Source: the annotation of a GenBank genome assembly